AUGUCCCUCAGCAUUAGGUCUUCAAGAGCUCUUCGGAGCUUCCAUCUUUCAUCUCCCCUUCGUCCACUGUGUCAGGCCAGUAGAGGAUAUGCAUCUGCGCCAGAGAAAGACUUGAAGGAGACCCUUAGAGAAAUCAUCCCUGAGAAGCGUGAGAAGUUCAAAAAGUUUAAGGCAGACUAUGGCCAGAAGUCAUUAGGCGAGGUUAAGGUCGAGAACGCUAUUGGCGGAAUGCGAGGGGUCAAAGGUAUGAUCUGGGAAGGUUCCGUUCUCGAUGCCAACGAAGGUAUCCGCUUCCACGGAAAGACAAUCAAAGAAUGCCAGAGCAUCCUCCCCAAAGGAAAGACUGGGCGAGAAAUGCUUCCGGAGGGAAUGUUCUGGCUUCUCCUUACCGGACAGGUUCCAACUGAGGGGCAGGUACGAGCUCUUAGCAGGACUUUUGCCGAAAAUGCGGAACUUCCAGAGUUCGUUGUAAAAAUGAUGGAUGCUUUCCCAACAACUUUACACCCAAUGACGCAGAUGAGCAUUGCUGUAUCAGCACUGAACCAUGACUCAAAGUUUGCAAGAAUGUAUGAGAAGGGAUUGAACAAGGCAGAUUACUGGGAGCCCACUUUCGAUGAUUCAAUCCAGUUACUUGCUAAGCUUCCUACUAUCGCUGCGAAAAUUUACCAAAACACCUAUAACGGUGGUGGACCUCUUCCUAGAUCUGUUGACCUGUCGCAAGACUGGUCAUGGAACUUUGCAGCUAUGCUCGGAAAGUCAGAUAGCGAGGGUUUUGUUGAUCUUCUACGUCUCUACCUGGCACUUCAUGGUGAUCAUGAAGGCGGAAAUGUUUCAGCACACGCUACACAUCUCGUUGGGUCCGCCUUGAGUGACCCAUUCCUGUCUUACUCUGCUGGUCUCCAGGGUCUCGCAGGACCUCUUCACGGUCUCGCAGCCCAAGAAGUACUAAGGUUCAUCCAGAAGAUGAAGACGAAAAUCGGAAAUAGCUACUCGGACUCAGAUGUUAAAGAUUAUCUGUGGAGCCUGUUGAAGAGUGGUCAAGUAAUCCCUGGGUAUGGACACGCUGUUCUGAGGAAGCCCGACCCUAGGUUCCAAGCUUUGAUGGACUUCGCAGCCUCAAGGAAAGAGGUGUCGGAGGGCGAAGUGUUUAAGCUUGUUAAAAAGAAUAGUGAUAUCGCCCCAGGUGUGCUGCUGGAGCACGGAAAGACAAAGAACCCACAUCCGAACGUUGACUCUGCAUCCGGGGUACUCUUCCACCACUACGGUAUUAACCAAGAUCUUUACUACACUGUGACUUUCGGUGUCUCAAGAGGGUUGGGCCCCUUGGCACAAUUAAUUUGGGAUAGGGCUCUUGGACUGCCGAUUGAAAGGCCAAAGAGUUUGAGUAUGGAGGCCAUGAUUAAGUCAUUUUGA
Messenger RNA from Morchella importuna, 1413 nucleotides. RefSeq lists its product as uncharacterized. The record is from RefSeq and is a predicted model, not a curated record. Gene Ontology annotation, cellular component: mitochondrial matrix. The transcript has 4 exons. The coding region runs from base 1 to 1413 and encodes 470 amino acids. Lineage: Eukaryota; Fungi; Ascomycota; Pezizomycetes; Pezizales; Morchellaceae. Gene Ontology annotation, molecular function: 2-methylcitrate synthase activity. Gene Ontology annotation, biological process: carbohydrate metabolic process; citrate metabolic process; tricarboxylic acid cycle.